GGCUGUUUGAUUUUGUUCUCUCUCUCCAUCUCUCGGAUUUCGAAAAUUUUUAGUGGUUAAAAUUGCAACAACGUGCAAAAUUACAUAAACUCUCGGCCUCCCUCCCCAAAUUGAAAAUUCAAUACUGUUUCGGUCGAAUCGUUUCGACUUUUAUAAUAAUAGAGAAAAAAAAAAUGGAAAAAAACGCCCAAGAGCUGUUCCUCGCGGAAUUCAUGGUGGACCGCGUGAAAAUCCCGUCGGUCCAGGCGCAGGUGGGCAACGACGAGACGAGCACCCAGCCCAAGACCUGCAUCGAGUUCAAGAUCCUCAGUCUACCGCCGAUCUUCAUCUGCCAAGAGCCGACCUCAGGUAGCAACUGCACCUGCCUCGGCGACGAGCCGCUCGUCUUUCGCAAGGGCAAGUCCUGCCUGUUCGCCCUGCCCAGCCACCUGCUCGCCAAGCCCGUCUGCAGUUUCCCGGUGCUCAUGACGGCCUACAAGAUAUUUCCGCCCGACACGCUGCCGGACGUGAUGACGUUAGGCCAGUGUCAGAUCGACGUGCGCGACAUCGUCAACGACCUGAUGCAGGAGUCGGCCUGCAAGGCCGAGCGCACCAGCCCCUGCAAGGCCAUGAAGAACAACUUCAGGAUACAGACGCCGACGGGUCAGUGCGUCGGCGAGGUGUGCGCCUUCGUGCGCAUGUCGAGACUGGGCAAGAAGGUGGUGACGCAGUUCCAGACGCCGCACAACAAGAAGCCCUACCUGUUCAAGGGUAGGGACAGGAGCUCGGUGUUUCAGUGCAGGAAGGUGGAGGAGAACGCGGACGACUGCUGUCCCAAGCCCAAGUGUCCCAUGGAGAAACCGUCCAAGUCUUGCGGAGGAGGAGGUGGACAGAAGAGUCAGAAGUCCUGCGGAAAGAAGAAGAGCUCGUGUGGACAGUCGGCCGAAACGGAUCAUUGCGGGAGCAAUUUCAAUGCCGAGGAAAAAACGAGAAAGUGCGGAUGUAAAAUAAAAGAUGGCAAAGGCUGCGGCGGAUGCUAGUUAAAACGAGAAAAAUAUCAAAUUAUUCAAGCCAGCUCGAGCAAGUUUUGUCGCAUC
Molecule: messenger RNA, 1076 nt
Organism: Trichogramma pretiosum
Lineage: Eukaryota; Metazoa; Arthropoda; Insecta; Hymenoptera; Trichogrammatidae
Product: microtubule-associated protein 10-like
Exons: 3
Coding region: 174-1019 (281 amino acids)
Biological process (GO): positive regulation of cytokinesis; mitotic spindle midzone assembly; cytoplasmic microtubule organization
Cellular component (GO): mitotic spindle pole; mitotic spindle midzone; centrosome
Molecular function (GO): microtubule binding
Source: RefSeq, a predicted model, not a curated record